This is a messenger RNA of Passer montanus (Eurasian tree sparrow), 1109 nucleotides long. RefSeq names its product neuronal-glial cell adhesion molecule-like. The transcript has 7 exons. Gene Ontology annotation, molecular function: cell-cell adhesion mediator activity. The record is from RefSeq and is a predicted model, not a curated record. Gene Ontology annotation, biological process: cell-cell adhesion; brain development. The annotation marks the transcript as partial. Lineage: Eukaryota; Metazoa; Chordata; Aves; Passeriformes; Passeridae.
CGCGGGCAUGGCGCUGCCGCGGGGGCUCGCGCUGCUGCUGCUGCUGCUGGGGGGGCGCGGCGCCAUCGUCAUCCCCCCCGAGUUCCAGCAGCCCCCCGAGCUGACGGAGGCGCCCCCGGAGCAGCUCGUGGUGUUCCCCAGCGACGACGCCGUGCUCAAGUGCGCGGCCAGCGGCCGCCCCGCGCCGCAGUUCCGCUGGACGCGCGAGGGCCGCCCGUUCCCGUCGCCGUCGCUGUCCCCGGCGGAGCUGGGGGGGGUCUCGGUGUCCCCCGGGGGGGGGACCUUGGUCAUCAACGCCAGCCUGGCCGGGCGCCUGCAGGGCCGGUUCCGCUGCGCCGCCAGCAACGCGCUGGGGACCGCGCUGUCCCCCGAGAGCCGCCUCAUCGCCGAGAGGACCGCGCUGUCCCCCGAGAGCCGCCUCAUCGCCGAGAGUGAGCCUAAAUCCCCUAAACACACCCCAAAAAUAACCCAAAAUAACUCCAAAAUCCUCCCGACCCUCUCGGGGACAGGUCACCUGAACGUCACCUGGGUGUCACCUGGGUGUCACCUGAUUGUCCUCCGGGUGUCCCCUGGGUGUCCCCCGGGUGUCACCGUCCCCCGGUGUCCCCGCAGGUUCCGCUGGACGCGCGAGGGCCGCCCGUUCCCGUCGCCGUCGCUGUCCCCGGCGGAGCUGGGGGGGGUCUCGGUGUCCCCCGGGGGGGGGACCUUGGUCAUCAACGCCAGCCUGGCCGGGCGCCUGCAGGGCCGGUUCCGCUGCGCCGCCAGCAACGCGCUGGGGACCGCGCUGUCCCCCGAGAGCCGCCUCAUCGCCGAGAGCACGCCGCAGUGGCCCAAGGAGAAGGUGACGCCGGUGCAGGUGGAGGAGGGGGACCCCGUGGUGCUGCCCUGCGACCCCCCCAAAAGCGCCGUGCCCCCCAAGAUCUACUGGCUCAACAGCCGGAUCGUGCACAUUGCCCAGGAUGCCCGGGUGAGCAUGGGCCAGGACGGGUUCCUGUACUUUGCCAACGCCCAGGUCGGGGACAGCCACCCCGACUACAUCUGCCACGCGCACUACCUGGGGCCGCGCACCAUCAUCCAGAAGGAGCCGCUGGACCUGCGCGUCAGCCCCA